Molecule: messenger RNA, 2136 nt
Organism: Loa loa (African eye worm)
Lineage: Eukaryota; Metazoa; Nematoda; Chromadorea; Rhabditida; Onchocercidae
Product: N-acetylated-alpha-linked acidic dipeptidase 2
Exons: 14
Coding region: 1-2136 (711 amino acids)
Molecular function (GO): carboxypeptidase activity
Source: RefSeq, a predicted model, not a curated record
AUGAUCGAUAUUUUAAUAUCAAAUAUACAUGGUCAUAAAAUUGCGGAAAAUUUACGAUCAUUCACUACUUUGCCACAUUUAGCUGGAACACGAGCUAAUGCUAAAGUAGCUGAAAAGAUAUCUAAACUUUGGAAAGCUAAUGGUUUAGAAGAUGUACAUUAUGUGAAAUAUGAUGUAUUAUUAUCAUAUCCGGAUUAUGAUAAUCCCAAUCAUUUGCAUAUAUUUGAUAAGAAUGAUAAGAUUGUUUACACAACUAAAAGUGUCAGUCCACCACUGAUACCAAAAGAGCAAAGCGCUAAAGGAGCCGGAAUACGUUGGUUAGCUUAUUCUGCAAAUGGAACAAUUCGAGGUCAAGUGGUUUAUUGUCAUUUUGGACGAAAGGAAGAUUUUGAACGUUUAAAAUACUACAAUAUUGAUCCUAAGGGUAAAAUAGCUAUGAUAAGAUAUGGGAAAAUUUUUCGCGGUGACAAAAUAUGGAAUGCUCAAUUAGCGGGUGCUAUUGGUGCUAUUUUAUUUUCGGAUCCUUUUGAAAUAGCACGAGAUGGUACAGAGAAAGAAAAUGUCUAUCCAAAUAGUGAAUGGUUACCAAAUGUUGGUGUACAACGUGGUAGUAUUAUGCAUGGUAAAGGUGAUCCACUUUCACCAUUAUAUCCAUCCAAAAAAGAUUUAUAUCGUUCAAAAACAAUCAAAGAGGCUAUGAAUGAUUAUGUGCUACCAAAAAUUCCAGCAUUACCAAUAAGCUAUUCGGAUGCUUAUCAGGUAUUAUCAUAUAUGCGAGGUUAUUUAGCACCAUUUGAUUGGCAUGGUGGUCUUAAUGUAACUUAUUAUCUUGGACCUGAAAUGAAGGAAAAUAAUGAAAUUCAAAUUACCGUUCAUUCAACACUGGAAAAUAGAACAAUUCGAAAUGUGAUAGGAUAUAUUCGUGGUACAACAGAUCCUGAUAAAUAUGUCAUCUUAGGUAAUCAUUAUGAUGCUUGGGUUUAUGGUGCAUUAGAUCCAAAUAGUGCUACAGCAAUAUUAGCUGAAGUUGCUCGAGGUAUUGUACAAACUAUGAAAAUAACAAGAUGGAGACCAGGGAGGACAAUUGUUUUUUGUAAUUGGGAUGCUGAAGAAUAUGGUUUAAUUGGAUCAACAGAAUUUGUUGAAGAAUAUGCAAAUUUAUUAAAUCAACGAGCAAUAGCAUAUUUCAAUGUGGACAAUAUACACUCCAAUUAUUCAUUGCAUGUAAAUACCGUACCAACAUUGUAUCAAUUUAUGGCAAAAAUAUCAAAAUUAAUUCCAAAUCCGAUGAAAUCGGAGGAAAAACAUGGUCGAAAAACUCUUUAUGAUACUUGGUUCAAAACUUUCCCAAGUAAUAUUACUUUCUUACCGGAUAUACCAUCAAUGCUAAUUCCAAGAGGUCAAAGUGAUCAUGCACCAUUUUUGAAUUAUCUUGGUAUACCUGUUGCUGAUAUUACUUACAGGAAUAAAACAUCAUACGAUAAUUAUCCGUUAUAUCAUUCAUUGUAUGAGACAUCAUUUACUAAUGAACAUAUCAUUGAUACAAAUAAUUUAGCGGUUCAUGAAGCUGUGGGUAAAUAUUGGGCAGCAAUUGUUUGCAAAUUUGCUGAUUUACCUGUACUUCCAAUAAAUAUAACAGAUCUUGCACUUAGCAUUGUUUACAUUUACAUUCCACCAAUUAAGCAAUCAUUAGAUAAAUUGAUAUAUUAUGAGGAUAUAUUAUACGAUGCUAAAUAUCAGUUUAAUUGCUUAUUUAAUACUUCUAUGGAAUUUCUGGAAAAUACGAGAAGAUUCGAUAAUAUUAUUCAAUAUACUUUACUCAAUCAUUUCACUGAUUUCUAUGAUCUGAGGCAUUUUUCAUGGAUUAAUGAUCGUUUGAUGGGUGUUGAACGAUGUUUUAUCAAUCCACGUGGUAUACCGGAUGAACCAUCAAAACGACAUUUACUGUUUAGUGUUAGCAGUAAAAAUAAACAUCGUUUUAUUACUUUAAGUAUUGUUCAUGAUGCGAUCGAUGCAUUCAACAAAGCAGGAAGUGACGCUGAACGUGUUAUGCAUGCACGUCAAAUUGCAUUUCAGAUAUCUGUCAUCCAGCAUGCCAUCCAAUGUGCAAUUAGUAUGUUAAACGAUAGAAUUUAA